AUGGCCAAAACCGAGGAAGAAGAAUUGCAGGCACAAGUGAGGAGUUUAGAGCAGCGAGAGCUGGCACAGAUGCGGCAAGGCGCAAUCCUUCAGUGCAAGUUGGAGGAAGCAGAGCUCAAGCACAAGGAUUUAGCAGCAGAAGUUGAGGAUCGCCGCGCACGGGUGCGGGAGGAGCAGCAAGAGCAAAGGAUGAGGCGUCAACAGGAGGCACUUGCUCGCGUGGAAAAGGACCUCCAGAGACGGUUGGAAGAGCUCCGGACCAGAGAGUUGGAGUUCGAAAAGUCCUUGAAACAAGAGCAGAGCAAAAAGGACAGCUUAGAAGAUGAGGUGCAGUAUUGGAGAAGCUGUGGACAAGCUCUUCUGAGACGAGCAGGCACACUGAAGGAAAGUGUCUCACAACACCAGGAGAGCAGGCACACCGAUCUCCAGGUAGAGAUGAAGGCGAUGGAUGCUCAAGCAGUAGAGUUAAGAAGCCGCGUCAAGGAAGUGGAGCGGAUGGUGGCUAAUGGCCGAGCACAGGAGGUGGAGAUGAUGACCAAGACUCAGGGACUGCUGCAUAGCUUGUCGCAGGCCGAGCAAUCACUUGCUGCUUCCCAGGCCAAGGUGGCAAGUUUGCAAGCAGAGCUGCAGCAGGCGGAGGCAAGAAAGCCACGUGCAAGUGCGUCCCGAAGUCACCAGUUGAGUUUUGCACAUAUAUACACGCGUCAUGCAGUUUGA
Durusdinium trenchii is the source of this 717-nucleotide messenger RNA. NCBI's taxonomy places the organism in Eukaryota, Dinophyceae, Suessiales, Symbiodiniaceae. The record is from the annotation of a GenBank genome assembly.